This is a messenger RNA of Phanerochaete carnosa HHB-10118-sp, 3240 nucleotides long. RefSeq lists its product as uncharacterized. Gene Ontology annotation, cellular component: cell division site; plasma membrane; cytoplasmic side of plasma membrane. Bases 339 to 2969 code for a protein of 876 amino acids. The record is from RefSeq and is a predicted model, not a curated record. The transcript has 5 exons. NCBI's taxonomy places the organism in Eukaryota, Fungi, Basidiomycota, Agaricomycetes, Polyporales, Phanerochaetaceae. Gene Ontology annotation, biological process: cytoskeleton organization. Gene Ontology annotation, molecular function: phospholipid binding; protein binding.
UCCACUUCCUCUCGUUCUUGUGUCCCCUUAUCUGCUGAAAAGGCACUGUGAUGACUGCGCGGCGCCAGGCGUCGACGACCUCUCUUUCUCGAUACCAGCGAAACAACACGCCCGAUUUCGCUGACCGUUCUUUGGACUUCUGCAAUGCGUUUUGGGGCACGAGCGAUGCUGGGGUGGAUGUACUCUUUGCGAGAAUGAGGGGGGCGAUCAGGACGAUGGAGGAGCUCAGGAACUUUUGGAAGGAGAGGGCUAUGAUAGAGGAGCAGUAUGCAAAACGUUUGGCCUCCUUAGCUAAGAUCACGCUCGGGAAGGAUGAGAUAGGCGAGUUGCGGAACUCGAUGGAGACCCUCCGGCUUGAGACGGAGAAACAGGCCAGCUUCCACAUGAACGUUGCGCAGCAGGUCAAGAACGAUCUCGAGUCCCCUGCAAACGCCCUCCUCAACCGUCAGCUGCACCAUAAGAAGACGUACCAGACUGCGAUUGAACGCGAAUUCAAGAUGAAGCAGCAGCAAGAGUCGCAUGUCAGCCGUGCGCGCGAAAAGUACGAGCAAGACUGCGUCCGCAUCAACUCGUACACCGCCCAGUCUACGAUCAUGCAGGGCAAGGAGCUCGAAAAAAUCCAGUCCAAGCUCGAUCGCGCGUACCAGACCAUAGGCGUAAACGAACAAGACUUCCAAAAGUUCACCCGCAUCCUGCAAGACACAACAGUCAAGUGGGAGCAAGAUUGGAAGGAUUUCUGCGAUCGCUGCCAAGAUCUUGAGGAAGAGCGGAUGGAGUUCAUGAAGGACAACAUGUGGGCGUACGCGAACACUGUGUCAACAGUCUGCGUGUCAGAUGAUGAAUCUUGCGAGCGUGUACGUCUUUCCCUGGAGCAAUUCGAGCCGGAAAAGGACAUGGAAACUUUCGUCUACAACUACGGCACGGGCAACGCCAUCCCCAGCCCACCUGUCUUCAUCAAUUACGCCAAACCCGAGACUAUCACUGCAUCUGCACAACGCCCGGGUAGCCGCCCUGCGAACUUCCAGCGCGUCACCGAACGGCCCCAUGACUUCUUCCCGCCGCCACAGCCCCUUGCCGACGAAGACCUCGAGCCGAGAGACAACACUGCUGGCAUCGGUGCAGGCGGUGGUAGGUCUGAUCCCGCUGCACAAAGCCAAUCUCGCCCUGCCAGCCGAGCUAGCUCGCGAAACCCGCCUCCGGCCCAAGCACAGUCCAUCAAUGCCGCCGGGCCUAAUGGCAGAAGUCUCAAUACCAACCGUGAUGCUGUACUGGCGGAUCCGAACGCAGAACCCAUCGCUGCGAAUGAACAGACCAUGCUCAAGGUCGGCGAUCGAGCAUAUCCGGUCGACCUGUCUAGCAACCCGCAGGAGCAACGUUCUGGAUCUGUCAAUGGUGGCGGUGUCCCGGGCCGAGUGGGACAAGACGACGAUCCGCUUGCACGGCAGAUGGAGGCACUCCGUGCGGGCAGUAUUCGUAGGAGCCAGCAAUCCAGCCCUCUGGAUCAGCAGCAGGCCCAGGCCCGACCCACACACCAGACUCGAGACAGCUCGUCGCAGCUGUCGCCGCCUCCUGGCGGCCGUGGUGGCGGUCCCCCGAAUAAGCGCGACUACCGUAUGUCUGCAGAGAUCGUGGUCGGAGGCCCUCCGCCAACGGCUUCUCGUCCUGCUUCGCCAAACCCGCCCACUGCCGUCCUUGCUAUGCCCCCACCUUCCGCCCAGCAACAAGACCAGACGGUCCAGAACGUUCUGGCAGACUAUGGCCAGUCCUUCCCCGGAGAGCGCAAGUCGAUCAGCAGACCUGGCAGCCGUGCUGGAAGUAUCAGCGGUCCUCAAGCUAUUCAGCCUCCGCAGCCACGACAUGCUAGCUCGGACAGCAUGACGGGAGUAGGAGCUCAAGGGCGCUCGCCGAGCCCCCAACCAUUCCACUCUCCAUCGCGCGCGCCGAGCCCCAUGCAGCAGUCGCACCAGCGCGGCGUCAGCCCUGCAGCUCAACGGAAUGUCAGUCCAGCCGUCCAGCCGAGCCAGCUCCCGCCUCAAGUUGGCUCGCAACCCGCCAACGUCCGGCGCAACAGCAUCCGCGCACCUCUUGGUGCAAUUGGCGGCGUCGCCACGCCAUUCGCUCAAGCAAACGGUACGCUCACAGGCCCUGGACACAACUCACGGCAAAACUCUAUAUCACAGCAGCCGCAACGCUCCGUUUCUCCGAACCCUGUUGGCAUCACUCUCGACCCCUCUGGCCGUGUCGUCGCCGACGAGCUCGCUGAGCGGUACAGAUACCAGCAGCCCCCUGCCGCCCCUCCCACCCAGCAGCCUUACCGGCAGCAACAGCAACAGCAACCGCAGCAACCUCAGCAACCGGUACGCCAAGGCAGUUAUCCCUCUCCGCAGGCGCCACUUCAGAACCCGUAUGGUCCGCCGCCUCCCGCACAAGCACCGAUGUAUAGCCAGUCAUACAUGCAGCAACCGCCACCGCCCCCUCCCCCGCACCAACAGAUGCCUCCACCGCCGCAACAGCAGCCCCAGUACGCACAGCAGUAUCCAGGCUACGGCCAGCAGCGGGCGCAGCAGGAUUACGGACGGGCGGCCAACGGUCCUGGGCGCACGCAGUCCAUCAGCUACGGCCAGCAGCCCCAGCAGCCACCGUAUGGGAACGGCGCCGCGCCGCAGUAUCCUUCGCAGAACUACGGUGUGCCCGACCCGAGUCGUGGGCCGUCGCCCCAGCCGCCUGCGCACUCGCAGCCCUCGCCGACUGGCGCGUACACCGACGACGGCCGCCCGGUCUUGUUCUACGUGACCGCGCUGUACGACUACCAGGCCGUCAUCGACGAGGAGUUCGAUUUCCAGGCGGGCGACGUCAUCGCUGUCACUGCGACGCCUGAGGACGGCUGGUGGAGCGGCGAGCUGCUCGACGAGGCCCGGAAGCAGCCCGGACGGCACGUCUUCCCCAGCAACUUUGUCCGCCUGCUGUGAUGUGGCUGUGCCCCACCCUGCGCACUGGCCGUGUGUGCCUGCCGGCGCUGCACCCGAUGCAAAGGCAUACUGACGAAUAAUGACUUUGCUACGCUCCUCGCUACAUCCUGUGUGUAUCACGUUGCGCGUGAACUUACGUUUAUAUCUUCUAGCUGCAUUUUGUCUGUGCUUUUAUUUGGUGGACCUUGUUUGUUCUACGUUCUAACUGCUCGUACUGCGUCGGCACGUACAUUUUAGUUAUUUAAGCCCGACUUGUCCAAUGUCAUUUUCA